UAGGAAUCGCCGUAUUGUUCCUGGAUCUCGGGGUGAGAGUUGACUGGAACAUGUGGUUAGACAUGGCUGCGCCCUGCUGGCAUUGAGGACCGUGACUGUUGAACACUGGAUGGAAUAGUUUAGCGCUUAUUUGAAAGCUCUUUUGUGGAUCAACAUGACAGACAACGGGAUGUUUGUGAAAGACACAGGCCAAGGCCAGACAAUAUCCAGGGCAAUGAUUAUUGAAAUGCUGAAUAAAAAGUUUGAAAAACUCCCUGAUAUAGACAAAAAAGUCUUUUCAUACGGCCCCAUAUAUUUGGCUGGCAACGCUGGGUUUGCUGGCUUGGUUGCCAACAGCUUUUUCAGACGUGUACUCAAUGUCACCCAAGGACGAUUUACUUCCAGCCUUCCCAUGGCUGUUCUUCCCUUUCUGACAACUGCCGCACUUUACACUGCGACCGUAACAAACCCUUUAAUGUCAGGUGACCUGAACUGCCCAACCUGUACCCUGAUAAGAGGGGCUUUGGUUGGUGUAGUUGGCGGUGGCAUAUAUCCCAUUUUGUUGGCCUUACCGGUCAAUGCUGGUCUUGCAGCCAGGUAUAACAGUGCACCAAUGCCAGAAAAGGGGAACAUGAUACGCUUCUGGACAAAUGUCAGCAAACCCAUUGUACAGAAGAUGUAUGUUGUUUUGCUGCUGCAGGGUUUGUUUGGAACCUACUUGAGCUCUAAACAGUUUGAUAUCUACCUAAAAAUGCUGAAAAUAACCGAUUCUGACAGCGAACAGCUUCAUGGUUAGCAGUUAUUAUUUAUAUUGAUGUUGUAAAUCUUUUUGUUAAAAUAAGUGAAACACGCUUGACCAAUGCCAUAACCCAGUCUUGUCAGUUUUGUUCUUGGUUUUGAUGUCUGAUCAAUAAAUUCCAUUCACUAUACCUUUGCACUCUCUGCCCAAAAGUUGAAAAGCAAGAAAUCUACCGAAGUUUCCAAAAAAUAACCUAAAUCACAAAUUGAGGUACUUAAAAGAAUUUAAUGUCUUUUCUUAUACCUCAGAAGUCUCUGAAUAAUGUAAACUGCCUGUCCAUUAUUUUACUAGAUACCACAAAACAUUAACUAGAGCUUGGCCUAAACAACCAUUUGGUUUGUGUGCAUGUAUGAAAGGAAAAUAAAGUGGAUAAAAAGUGGUGCAAACACAAAUAACUUUUGCUAAUGUGUAACUUGUAAAAUUAUCAAAUGGAGAACAUGUGAAGCAAUAACAAGUUUAGCUACUAAUAACAAAAACAAUGCACUGGGAAACAAGCUUAUGGACCUUAAUUACAAUGUACAUUUACUGCCACAAAGAGAUCUUUUAAUGUGAAUUUCCAAUUCCCGACCACAACAAUCAAACGGUUCUGAAAUGUAAACAGAAAUAUCAGCAUUAGCUUUUAAAUAAAAUCAUAAAAACUCCAUUUAGUCAUAGCGUUUCAGAAGAUCUAGAUUAAUAGUCACUUGAAUUUUUCAGUAACAUUUAAUUUUACAAUGUAGUUUUAUCAUCUUGUUGAAAUCAUCUGACAA
Messenger RNA from Sinocyclocheilus rhinocerous, 1527 nucleotides. RefSeq names its product transmembrane protein 126A (gene tmem126a). Gene Ontology annotation, cellular component: mitochondrion. Lineage: Eukaryota; Metazoa; Chordata; Actinopteri; Cypriniformes; Cyprinidae. The coding region runs from base 155 to 775 and encodes 206 amino acids. The transcript has 5 exons. The record is from RefSeq and is a predicted model, not a curated record. Gene Ontology annotation, biological process: mitochondrial respiratory chain complex I assembly.